AUGCAGAACGACGUGGGUGAGUUCAUGGACCUGUCCGUGCUGCGGAAAUGCCCCACAAACAACCGCAUCAUUGGAGCCAAGGACCACGCAUCCAUCCAGAUGAAUGUGGCCGAGGUUGACAGGGUCACAAGCCGGUUUCAUGGCCAGUUUAAAAUCUAUGCUAUUUGUGGGACCAUUCGAAGGACGGGUGAAUCAGAUGACCCUAUUCUUUGA
Messenger RNA from Onychomys torridus (southern grasshopper mouse), 213 nucleotides. RefSeq names its product 40S ribosomal protein S21-like. The coding region runs from base 1 to 213 and encodes 70 amino acids. Lineage: Eukaryota; Metazoa; Chordata; Mammalia; Rodentia; Cricetidae. The record is from RefSeq and is a predicted model, not a curated record. Gene Ontology annotation, molecular function: structural constituent of ribosome. Gene Ontology annotation, biological process: translation; endonucleolytic cleavage to generate mature 3'-end of SSU-rRNA from (SSU-rRNA, 5.8S rRNA, LSU-rRNA); endonucleolytic cleavage in ITS1 to separate SSU-rRNA from 5.8S rRNA and LSU-rRNA from tricistronic rRNA transcript (SSU-rRNA, 5.8S rRNA, LSU-rRNA). Gene Ontology annotation, cellular component: cytosolic small ribosomal subunit; ribosome. The transcript has a single exon.